UUUCUAGAUACAUUUUUUAUAAUUAUUCAGAAAGAUGAAAGACAAAGAUAUCAGUUUGUUGAAGAAAAAGAAACGCAAAAAUCCUGUUGAACCUGGUGACAAAGAUAGAAGAAACAAUGAUAAUACUGAGCACUUGAAAACUGCUUCCGAAAAAUCUAAAAAGCACAAGAAAAAAGGGAAAUUGCCAUCAGAAAAUGAGCAAUUAAGCGAAGUACCAAAUAAAAAUUCUAUGGAGACUGUUAAAGAAAGUAAUAUUAAUCUUGAUUCGAAAGUAGAUGUCAAAAAUGCUGCUUCAACUAAUAAAAAAUCUGGUAAAAAAAGAAAGGCAAACAAGAAAAAUGAUGAUGAUAAAACAAAGAAAAAUGGUAAAAGAAUGAAAUUCAGUGACAAAAAAGAAAUCUGGGCUGACAAAAAAGCUAAGAAGGCUCUCGAAUCAUUGCUAACAGAAGAUUUGGAUCGACCUGGAGAUGUGGAAACAAUUGACAAAGCAGAUGAACAAGAAGAGACCACAUUACCUAAGAAAGCCACAUUACCUAAGAAAGCGAAGAAGCGUGGAAAAAUUAAUAAAGAGAACAGUGAAGAAAAAGAAGUCGAUCCAGUUGAUACUCUAAAAUCUCAAAAGAAGGAAGAAGCUCUGUCCAAUCUAUUGGAAUGGAAAAAUGACAGGGAGAACUGGAAAUUCCGAAAAGUCAGACAAAUUUGGCUGGUAAAACACAUGUAUGAUCAAGAUGCGAUAAAUGAUACAAACUUUAAUUAUCUUGUGGAAUAUUUGGAAGGAUCAAAAGGUGGUGCCAGAUCCAGACUUAUAACAGAUGCCCAAUCUAUUUAUGACUCAUUAACAGAAGAUGAUGAUAAUAAUUCAACUGUUAAGCUAAAACGGGCUCGUCAUAUUUUACAAGCAAUUGCAGAAUAAAAUGUUUGAAUAACC
Messenger RNA from Styela clava, 928 nucleotides. RefSeq lists its product as uncharacterized. Lineage: Eukaryota; Metazoa; Chordata; Ascidiacea; Stolidobranchia; Styelidae. The record is from RefSeq and is a predicted model, not a curated record.